GGAGGCUUGGCAUGUUCCUGGGUGGACGGGGACCAGUCACUUAGCGAGCCCCUGCCGCCGCCGCCGCCGCCGCUGCUCCUGGGCUGCCUCCGCCUCAUGCCGCUCUCUCCCGCCGCCAGCUGGGGCUCCAACCUGUUCGUGGAGGUCACUCUUGGGCCGCCGGCAGCCUGUGGCUUCCCCGCCUCGCCUCCUCCGCCUAGCAGCAGCAGCAGCAGCAGGAGCAGCAGCAUCUGAGGGUCUCGCCCGCGGGGAGAAGGAGGAGGAGCCGGAGCCCCACCGCCACACACGCCCCCAGGCAGAGCCCCGGAGGGAUUUACUCGGGGUGCAACAGGAGCCGAGGGGAAAAUGUACCUCGACCCAGAGGCCACCAAAGGGGCACCUUCCCGUGAUGUCCUCCUGGUCUCAGCCAUCAUCACCAUCAGCCUUAGCGUCACCAUUGUCCUGUGCGGCAUCUGCCAGUGGUGUCAGCGCAAACUGGGCAAACGUUACAAAAACUCCUUGGAGACGGUAGGAACACCGGAUUCCAGCAGAGGCCGCAGUGAAAAGAAAGCCAUUAAUGAUCUAGACAGAGACUUUUGGAAUAACAAUGACAACACAGUGCAGCAGAAAUGGAGCUCCUACCCUCCCAAGGAGUUUAUACUAAACAUAUCACCUUACGCCCCAUACGGUGAUCCACGACUUUCCCUCAAUGGCUCAUUGCUGUCAGGUGCAAAGCUGGCUGCCUCGGCCACGUCAGGGCUGGCAGGGGGGCGAGAAGGACGCCAUGGGGAGAGGCCACAGCUUCGAGAGGACGGCAUGAAGAGCAGCGUGUCUGCCCACAGCGAGCCCAGCAUUGGGAAGGCGGGGAGAGGCCGAUGGCAAAUGGUGCAGAGCCAUCUAGCAGCAGGGAAGCUCAGCUUAUCCAAUUUUGAGGAUUCCACCCUGUCCACAGCCACUACCCUUGAGUAUAUCCCCACCUCAGCAGGAGACCCGAAAUGCCAGCGCCCGCGCACUCUGUUGCGCCAGCAGAGUCUCCAACAGCCACUCAGCCAGCACCAGAAACCCAACCACAGCCAGCCCACCACCAGCCAGAGCCUGGGUCACCUCCAGUCCCAUUCCAGCUCCACCAGUGGCAACCCCCGGGGCUGUCGGAGUGGGCAGUCACGGCAAGGGACCACCGCUGGCUCCAAGCAAAGGACAGCUGGCGGCCGUAGUCGCUCCAACCCUGGGAGCUGGGACCAUAUGGUGGGGCAGAUUCGGAACCGAGGCUUGGAUAUGAAGUCUUUCCUGGAAGGCCGUAUGGUGGUGCUAUCCCUUGUUUUGGGGCUCUCAGAACAGGACGACUUUGCCAAUAUACCUGAUCUACAAACCACUGGGAACCAGCAGAACCAGAACUCUCAGGGGGACAAGAGGUUACCUUCUGGUGGCAAAGUGGGGAAUGCAGCAGCUGUGCCAGGGCAGACGCAACACGAGGAGACUGACCACAAGACGGAGCCUCGCUCAUCAGUGUCGGAUUUAGUAAACUCCCUGACCAGUGAAAUGCUGAUGCUCUCCCCUGGGUCUGAAGAUGAUGAGGGACAUGACAGCUCCAGCCGAGAAAACCUUGGCCGAAUCCAGUUUAGUGUUGGCUACAAUUUCCAGGAAUCUACCCUAACUGUCAAAAUACUGAAAGCUCAGGAGCUUCCAGCCAAGGAUUUCAGUGGCACAAGUGACCCUUUUGUCAAAAUUUACCUCCUACCAGAUAAAAAACAUAAGCUGGAGACAAAGGUGAAAAGGAAGAACCUAAACCCCCAUUGGAAUGAGACUUUUCUCUUUGAAGGUUUUCCCUAUGAGAAAGUGGUUCAGCGGGUGCUGUAUCUACAGGUUUUGGAUUACGAUCGGUUCAGUCGCAAUGACCCCAUUGGGGAAGUGUCUAUUCCCCUCAACAAGGUGGACUUGACCCAGAUGCAAACAUUCUGGAAAGACCUAAAACCCUGCAGUGAUGGCAGUGGAAGCCGAGGAGAAUUGCUCCUAUCCCUUUGCUACAACCCUUCUGCUAACUCCAUCGUUGUGAAUAUUAUCAAAGCCCGGAAUCUUAAAGCCAUGGACAUUGGGGGAACAUCAGACCCUUAUGUGAAGGUGUGGCUGAUGUACAAAGACAAACGGGUGGAGAAGAAGAAGACAGUGGUGAUGAAGAGGUGCUUGAACCCUGUCUUCAAUGAGUCCUUCAUCUUUGACAUCCCCACAGAGAAGCUGAGGGAGACAACCAUUAUCAUCACUGUCAUGGAUAAGGAUAAGCUCAGCCGGAACGAUGUCAUUGGGAAGAUCUAUCUGUCAUGGAAGAGUGGGCCAGGUGAAGUGAAGCACUGGAAGGAUAUGAUUUCACAUCCGCGUCAGGCUGUGGCACAGUGGCACCAGCUCAAGGCUUGAGCGGUAGACGCCGAGGACUCGCUCUGGGUUUCAGUGCACCAAGUCAACUUUUUUUGGCCACACUCUCACUAAUUUAUGCACAGCGGCUGCACCGAGGUCUCCUCUGGGGGGGGGGGCAAAAGCUUGGGAAUGAUCAUAGGCUAAGGGAGUGAACUUGAAAACACAUACUUUAAAAAUCAGGGUGAAAGUGGUGUUGGUGCCCUAUUGUGCUGGUUCAGCACACAUUGCACCAUAAAGUACAUCAUUACUACCCAAACCUCCUGCUUUUAGCCUUUCCUUCAGACUCCUUAUGUAGAAAGAACAAGAGAGAUAGAGAGAGACCGGAGCAGAUCAGCCCUCCAGCUGAAAGUGGCCUCAGCACAGAAUUUGUUUGGGUUCAGAGUAUAGCAUGAGUACUGAUGGCAUGAUGGGAGGAGAGGGGUCUGCGAUCGCCAUAAAAGACUUCCUAUGAGUUCUUCCAGCCAAAGGCCCUUUGGGGUGGCACCCAACUUUGCAAUGAGAAUGUUAGCCCGCAUGGGUAGCUGCUCAGGCCUGAGGGGGAAUGACAAGGAGAUCACGUGCUUGGUUUCAAUGAGGUUGUUUCGUUAUAAUUCAAUAAAACUUGUUAAGAGUAAUAAGAAUAAUAUAAAUAAUGCUCCUGGCUAGACUUUCUCCUAGCCAGGCCACUCAACAAAGGGGCGAGGAGCCAUGGUGCUCCCACAAGCUCCAUGUGGGUGUGUUGUGUGUGUGUGUUGUAACUAUGCGUGCAGGGCAUUUGUGUGUCACUUCUUGUGUUUAUUUUGGCCCUAGAGGAAUUGUUUUUAUGAAGGUAUUUGAUUGACAGCCCAGCCAGAAUGGAUGGAGAGGUUUAUGCCACGUGGAAUGGAAAAGAGGCACAACAAAUAUUGGGGCUUUGGGUCAGAAGGGAGAGAAGUCAGUGAGAGGCAAGUAGGUCAUUUGCUCUUAAUCUAUCUCUGUAUGGCACAGUGAGCCAGAAGCCACCAUGAAGCACAGGUCACACACCAGAGUUCUGGAUUAUAGUGUUAGAUUGUAGAUUCAGUUCCUUGCUACCAACAAUUUUUUGACAAUUGAGAAGGAAUAUGGUGAUCAUACUCCAAUUUUCUGGAGGUAAACAACUCAGGCUCCUGGCAAUAUCUAAACAUCCUUGGCAGAAGCAGACACAAGUGAUUGGUCUAGUUUAAAAUUUUCCUCCUCCUCCUCCUUCUUUUCAUCAUCAUCAUCAUCAUCAUCAUCAUCAUUAUCAUUGUUUUCAAGCAUCAAGUGGAGAAAAAUUGCAACUCACUUGGGGGGGGGGGUCAGCUCAGAAUUCUGUUCCAACCAUGUGAUGACCAAAAGUGCCCUGCUCCUUAACCCAUUUUGUAAGCUUCUUCCAUGUGGACAUUUUCAGUAGCAGCAUUUUUCUUUGGAUUGAUACAUUACAAAGAUAUCACCCAAAGGGAUGCCUUGUGGGUCCUCAGACGUUUCUGCAAAUAUCUGUUGCACUACAUCUUGCUAAAGGGAAAUAGUUGGAUGCAUCACCAUUGAUCACACCACUCUCCAAAAACCAAAAAUGGUUGUUCAGUGGGGCUGUGCAGCUUACAAGGUGAUAUUGGGAGAUGUAGCUACAGAGAUGUAGCUCCCAAUGCAGGACUUCAGGUCAUAUAUAAAAUGUCAGCUGGGAUUCUAUUUGAUGCUGAUGGGGUGCAAAACUCUGCCACCAUUCAUCUGCUGAAGGUCCCAGCAGCUGAAGGCUUUUCCUUUCCCCACCACCACCCCAGCAAUGCAACACCAGCCAGAAGAUUGACAGGCACAUCACAGUUGGCCAAAAAUGCCAUAUUGAAUAAGGCCAGAGUUGUACCUCAGAAGCCAUUGUACAACCAAAGAAAAGCCUUAUAGAAGAAGGUACUGAAUAUUUGCCCAAUGCCUGAGAAAAUACUUAUGUUGCCAUAAUCCCUUGAUAUUUUGGGCAAUAUUCUUCCCAAGGAGAAAAUACAGGGAAAGACAAUUGGCCCCAGAAUGAUAUUUUAUUAUUCACGUCUCAUCAAAUACCUGACCAGAAGUAGGGAAAUGUCUUCAUUGAGCAUGGAAAAAUAUUGGCAUAAGUUCACUGUUUCACUAUAACUAGAUAUUUGCUAAUUGAUUUGGUACACACAGCCACAUGCGUUUUAACAAGUGAAGUUGUUGCUAACAGCUCUCACAAUGAGAAUUUAGAAAUAACUUGUUGUGCUUAACACAUCAUGUCAAUUUGUUUUCCCCUUUUCUCCAGUUGUUUGAUAGUACUCAUUAUUACUAUGGUACAAUUAAUAAGAGAUUUUGACUCAUUAUUCAUUGCAGAGGUUGACAUCUUUGGUCUUUACAUGUGAAACAUGUCUUCUGAUAUGAAUCUGUGUGCAACAUUUUUUUAUUCUAAGUGUGUGGAAAAGUGAAGGAUGCAGCUAAUCAACAAUGCAGAAAAAAGUUCUGUAUAUGUUCAGAAUCUCACAGAAUAUUUCCAAUUAAGAAUUAUGCAUCCUUCAUUCUCCAUCUGAUCUUCGUAGCCAUGUAUCACUGUAGUUGAGUGGUACUAUGGAUCUGUGUCUUCUAAAUAAAAUGAACACAACAUUCCAUA
Molecule: messenger RNA, 4975 nt
Organism: Anolis sagrei ordinatus
Lineage: Eukaryota; Metazoa; Chordata; Lepidosauria; Squamata; Anolidae
Gene: SYT7
Product: synaptotagmin 7
Biological process (GO): calcium-ion regulated exocytosis; regulation of dopamine secretion; regulation of calcium ion-dependent exocytosis
Cellular component (GO): synaptic vesicle; plasma membrane
Molecular function (GO): SNARE binding; calcium-dependent phospholipid binding; clathrin binding
Source: RefSeq, a predicted model, not a curated record